AGAGCAGCCAUUGUCAAACAAAACUAUAUAUAUUUUUAUGUGUGUGUGUGUGACUGCUGCCUAAUUCCCAAGAAUCUCUUCUUCUUCUUCAGCUCCUCUGGGUGGUAUUCUGUUUCUAUCUGGACCCAAAAGCUUAAGCUCCAAAAAUCUCACUCUCUGUUGGAUAUCAAGAAGAUUUUGGUGACAUUUCAUCUUUACAUGACUAAACUCCUACUCAUCAAACUGAUAUAAUAAUUUAUCUCCCCUUUUGUGUCUCUGCCAGUUCAUUCUGGUUUCCCUGUCCCUAAACAAUCUUUGACUUGUUUGAGCUGAGUUUGGACCUUCCAGUGUUUAAAAUACAUUUGUAUUUACAAAUCUGAUCCCCUUGGAACUUCUGUUUUGAUCAAAAUGGGACUCUCAAGUCUACCAGCUCCAUCAGAAGGAGUUCUAUGUGUGCUUUUAGUAAACACAGCCCUGUCAAUCUCCAUUGUCAAAGGCAUAAUCCGAUCAGUCCUGCAUGUAGUUGGUAUCCGUCUCUCAUCAUCAUCAUCCUCAACGUCGUCCUCAGCAUCGUCACCCCCAUCAACAGACUCCACUGAAAUCGCCUCAGAAUCAUUUGAGUUCCAUCUCAGUCCAUCGGCUAGUUGCAUCGAGGAGAUCAGGAGCCGAAUCCCAGCAAUUCGGUUUGACACUGUGUGUAGUUUCAAGCAGCCAGAACAUGAAUGCCCAGUUUGCCUGUCUGAGUUUGAGCCCGAAUCAGAGAUAAACCACUUGUCUUGCGGCCAUCUUUUCCACAAAACUUGCUUGGAAAAGUGGUUGAACUACUGGAACAUUACAUGCCCUCUUUGUAGGACUCCUUUAAUGCCUGGGGAGGACACACCCUGCGUUUGGUGAGCAGUUACAAGCAUGAAAGUCCAGGAGAUUUCAUGUACAGCGUUUAGUGUACAGGUAUUUUACAAGAAUGCUCGGCUGGACAUAGUGUUGUUAUACCUAUGUUAUGCGUGAGUUAAACCGUGAUAAUACGUUGAUGGGUCUCAGAGACCAAAAUUUUUACUAUUGUACAUAUUAUGAAGUUACUGGAGUAUAACAUAUCUACUUUCAGCUUUGAGUUUAUUGAAUCUUCUGAGUUUUAUUUG
Molecule: messenger RNA, 1115 nt
Organism: Prunus persica (peach)
Lineage: Eukaryota; Viridiplantae; Streptophyta; Magnoliopsida; Rosales; Rosaceae
Product: probable E3 ubiquitin-protein ligase XERICO
Exons: 2
Coding region: 388-873 (161 amino acids)
Source: RefSeq, a predicted model, not a curated record